GAUAGCGAUACUGACCUUGAAUCUAAUAGCAAUGAAAAUGAAAUGGCUAUAUCAUAUAAUAAUAGUAUAAUUGGCGAAAAAGUUAUUGCAUCACAAAAUUCUUGGAACAAAAAAGAAAAAUGGCAUUUAGAAAAUGAUGAUUAUAAUUAUGAUAAAUUUUUGUCUCAAGAAGAUGAUAAAUUAUAUAAGGAUUUGUUUCUUGCUAAUAGUUUUAUUGAAAAUUUAUCUCAAGAAAGUUCUAAUCAAGCAAGUAGUUCUUAUACAUUAAUUGAAGAUAUGGACCAUGAAAGUCUUAUGUCAGUUAAUAGUUAA
Molecule: messenger RNA, 312 nt
Organism: Dentiscutata erythropus
Lineage: Eukaryota; Fungi; Glomeromycota; Glomeromycetes; Diversisporales; Gigasporaceae
Source: the annotation of a GenBank genome assembly